GCUGGACCUUGGGACACCAUAAUCCUCCUGGUCUUAUAGAUUCUCCACAAUAUGUCACCCAGCUUUUCCCACCAGUCGCAGCCCUUACAGCCAUCAUCUGGGGAAAUAGCUUCUGUAGAGAAAGGAAGCAGCCGUGCUACCAAUGCCAACUGGCAUAAAAAGGCAGGCAAACCAGCCCUACUACUGCCAUGUUCACCAUUCUCUCUCAGACCCUGACGAAGGUAGCCCAAGAGUCUUGGGAACAGUAGGGGCCCCUCCUCACAAAACAGCCUCCAGCCCAGCCCCCAAAGCCACCAUUGAGGGGAGAAAUCAUUGUAGAGAGGGAGGCCUGCCUGUCUCAUCACCAACUGGGACAACUACCCCCAAAAGAGAGAUAGACACGGAAGCCCCAGGAUUGGCAGCAUCCCCCAGACCACAGGUCCUGCUUCCAACCCAGGUCUCACAGCCAUCAUCCAAGGAGCAACUCCUAUGGAGAAGGGGCCAGCCAUCCCCACCAGCUGCCUCCCAGUGGCCAUAUACAAGCAGGCAAGCCAGCCUAACUGAAGCUGCCAGACCCCCGAGGGAGGGACAGACAAGCCAAACCCCUACCCUGUUGGCCACCAUCUCCCUUGAGACCCUGAUGGAGGCAGCACAGCACAAGAGCUUUGGGAAGAGCAAGGCUUCCAGCUCAGAGCCCUCAGCAGUCCUCCUGGAAGCAGCCCCGAUGGAGAUGCAGCCUGGCCCUGCUCCUGCAGGGGCUGCAGCCACAGCUACGGAAGACCCAGAAAAGACUUCUCGUCACCAAAGCCAUCAGCAUUCUCAGAUGGCUCAACGUCAGAAACUGUUAUGAUUUCAUCAAAGGAAAUGACAUUACAGAAGAGGCAUCACCAUCUACUUUGCUACUAUAUCACCCUGAGGAUCAUGGAACUUUUCCAUCUGACUUGCAGCUGAAACUUUCCAUGUGUUGUCUCCCUCAAAUUGCUUACUUUUCUAUUUAUAUU
Vombatus ursinus (common wombat) is the source of this 980-nucleotide messenger RNA. RefSeq lists its product as uncharacterized. The coding region runs from base 143 to 829 and encodes 228 amino acids. Lineage: Eukaryota; Metazoa; Chordata; Mammalia; Diprotodontia; Vombatidae. The record is from RefSeq and is a predicted model, not a curated record. The transcript has 2 exons.